UUCGAGGUCAAAGAAUUGUGGAGUGUAAGAAAUAUAUAAAAGAUGUUUGGUACAACGAACCCUUUUGGGCAACCAACAAGUAGCCCAUUUGCAUCCCAAUCUGCUCUCGGCCAAUCCAAUCCAAGUAGCAAUCCAUUUGCAUCUAAUUCUUCCUUUGGUAGUCCAACCCCUUUUGGCUCCCAAACAGGGGGUUCAAUAUUUGGCGGUACUUCUACUGGCGUGUUUGGUGCAACCCAACCUUCUUCUCCAUUUUCCUCGACAACAACCUUUGGCGCAUCAUCAUCUCCUGCGUUUGGAAGUUCUAUGCCUGCUUUUGGAAGUUCAUCUUCAUCUUUUGGUGGCUCUUCUGCUAUUGGUCAGAAGCCAGCAUUUGGUUUUGGGUCUACUCCUACUCAAUCAAGUCCUUUUGGAAACACAGCACAACAAUCACAGCCUGCAUUUGGUAGUGGUAUAUUUGGAUCUUCCACACCCUUUGGUUCAACUCAGUCUGCCUUCGGUGCCACGAGCAACCCUGCCUUCGGUGCCACGAGCACCCCUGCCUUCGGUGCCACGAGCACCCCUGCCUUCGGUGCCACGAGCAACCCUGCCUUUGGUGCCACGAGCACCCCUGCCUUCGGUGCCACAAGCACCCCUGCUUUUGGUUCAACUGGGAGUCCAGCAUUUGGGAGCACUGGAACUGCAUUUCGAGGAUCAAGCACACCUGCUUUUGGUACAUCUAACACUCCUGCUUUUGGAGCUUCAGCUUCUGCUUUUGGGGGUUCAGCCACUACUGCUUUUGGAGCAUCUUCUACUCCUUCCUUCAGCUUUGGGUCUAGCCCUGCUUUUGGGCAAUCAACAUCAGCAUUUGGUAGUAGUCCUUUUGGGACAACUACAGUUGGAGCACAAAGUUCUCCUUUUGGAAGCCAGUCUUCGUCUCCUGCAUUUGGAAGCACAACCUUUGGCCAGUCUGCCUUUGGGGGUCAACGUGGGGGAAGUAGAGCAGCUCCGUACACGCCUACUACUGAUGCAGAUGGUGGGACUGGUACACAGCCUGCUGCAAAGUUGGAGUCCAUAUCAGCGAUGCCUGUUUACAAAGAUAAAAGUCAUGAGGAGCUCAGAUGGGAGGAUUAUCAGUCUGGAGAUAAAGGUGGUCCACAACCGUCUGCUCAGCCUUCUGGAGGAAUUGGAUUUGGUGUGUCAGCUGCACCUACACCUGCACCUGCACCUGCUAAUCCUUUUGGCGGCUCUUCAUCAUUUGGUCAAACAUCUGCAAAUCCUUUUUCCAGCACAAGUGCCAAUCCAUUUAGUUUAAAACCCCCAUCCUUCAAUAGUACAAGUUUGUCGACCUCGGCUACUACAUCAAAUCCUUUUCAACCAACAUCAUCUAGCCUUUUUGGCCCAACCUCAUCAACACCACCUUCGAUAUUUAGUUCGACAACUUCUACAUUUGGAACUGGUUCAUCUCCUUUUGGAUCAUCUUUCACUCCUUCAUUUUCAUCUUCGCCAUCCAUAUUUGGUACCGGUGCUGCUCCAGCAACAACUCCCACAUUUGCUACUGGUUUGAAUUUUAGCAGCAGCAAUGCAUCUUCUGUGUUCAAUUCUACACCUGCAAUUGGGCAGACAACCUCUACAUUUGGACAAAAUACAAGUAAUUUUGGUAUCAAUGCACCUUCCUCUGGGUUUGGUGGGAACGUGUUUUCGAGUUCUCCGUCAUUGGCUCCUAACAACGCUGCUGGCUUUGGCUCAGUAACUCCCUCUUUUGCAUCACCUUUUCAGCCGACACAGACUGCUGGUGCUUUUAGCUUUAGUAAUCUUGGUCAGACGCAAUCAGGUGGUGGAUCAAGCAUUUUUGGUCAGAGUAAUGUUGGCGUACCGUCUAUGACACAAAGUGCUGCUGUAGUACAACCUGUGACUAUGACUAUCAGUAAUCCCUAUGGAACCCUCCCUGCAAUGCCUCAAAUAUCAAUUAGUUGGUCUGGGUCAGCACCAUCCGUUCAAUAUGGGAUUUCUAGCAUGCCUGUCAUGGACAAACCUGCUCCUGUUAGAAUAUCGCCCUUAUUGACUUCUCGACACCUUUCACAAAGACGGAUUAGGCUGCCUGCAAGAAAAUAUCAUCCUAAUAACGAAAAUCCAAAGGUUCCAUUUUUCAAUGACGAUGAAGAGACACCGAGCAAACCUAAGGCUGAUGCAGUUUUUAUUCCUAGGGAAAACCCAAGGUCUCUGGUCAUUCAUCCCGCAGAGAAUUGGUCAUCAAGAACAUCUCUAGAGAAACCUUUACCUUUGGAGGAUACAUCCACUCCAGUACAUGAAAAUGGUAAGAUACUUUCAAUAGCCGAAGUAUUUAACUUAUUUGCUAUUUCUAAUAUGAACCUUUUGAUUGGCAUGAUUCUUGUAGAAAAUCCAGCUGAAAAUGGCCUUGUGAAGGAGCAAAUUCAUCAUAACCAGAAAGCUAAUGGAGUCCAUGAGCGUGUGGCUGACAUUGAGGCUCGAAUGCCAAAGCUCCAGCAGUCUGAUUACUAUACAGAACCUAGAAUCGAAGAACUGGCAGCAAAGGAAAGGGCUGAACCAGGGUACUGUAGCCAUGUCAAGGACUUUGUGGUUGGGCGGCAUGGUUACGGAAGCAUCAAGUUUCUGGGAGAGACGGAUGUGAAAGGCCUUGAUCUGGAGUUCCUCGUCCAAUUCAACAACCGCGAGGUAAUUGUUUACAUGGAUGACAGCAAGAAACCUCCUGUUGGACAAGGUCUUAAUAAACCGGCAGAAGUAACACUUCUCAACAUCAAAUGCUUUGACAAGAGGACCAGACAGCAGUAUACAGAAGGACCAAAGGUUGAGAAAUAUAAGGACAUGCUUAAGAAGAAGGCCAAGGACCAAGGAGCCGAGUUUAUCUCGUAUGAUCCUGUCAAAGGAGAAUGGAAGUUCAGGGUAAAUCACUUCAGUAAGUACAGGUUGGAAGAGGAAGAGGAAGAGGAAGAGAUGUGUGCUGUUGCAGGUUGCUGAUGUAAGAAGUUAGGGACACUGUUUGCUGCUCUGCUUCAUUCCUGACAACUGUUGUUUUACGAAAGAGUCUUUUGUUGUGUAUGUCUCCAUGAAUAGUUGUUUUGAAUUGUGCAGAAGUUGGCAAAUUGUGGUUUUGUCAUGUUUUUUACUUGCUUGCAAUGCUCUGACUAUUGGAUGUGGUUUUGUUACUUCUGAAUUGGCAUUUUCAUAUUAUGGGAAACGGCUUCCUAUCAUAGGGGCAAUCAAGUUAUUUUGUGGAA
Hibiscus syriacus is the source of this 3236-nucleotide messenger RNA. Its product is annotated as nuclear pore complex protein NUP98A-like. The coding region runs from base 43 to 2976 and encodes 977 amino acids. Gene Ontology annotation, molecular function: structural constituent of nuclear pore. The record is from RefSeq and is a predicted model, not a curated record. The transcript has 11 exons. Gene Ontology annotation, cellular component: nuclear pore cytoplasmic filaments; nuclear pore. Lineage: Eukaryota; Viridiplantae; Streptophyta; Magnoliopsida; Malvales; Malvaceae. Gene Ontology annotation, biological process: RNA export from nucleus; post-transcriptional tethering of RNA polymerase II gene DNA at nuclear periphery; protein import into nucleus.